UCAUGCGCCCUCAGGGCGGAAGUGAGUUGGUGAUGAGUUCCCACUAACUGGGUGUCUGUCCUCCCCCGUACCCCCUCCGGGCCAUGUCUGUCAGGGGGGCCCACGGGAGCGAGUUCCGGAGGCGCAGGAAACUGGGGGAUAUCCAGAAGGCUCUGAGCAAGGAACCCCCAGAUGUAGCCGCCCUGCGCCGUAUGGCAAUCAGUGAAGGGGGGCUCCUUACUGACCAGAUCCGGUGCCAGGUGUGGCCCAGGCUGCUGAAUGUAAGUGUGGAGGAAUUGCCCCCCGCUGCAGGGCCCGACCUGCGGCUGGGCAAUAAAGACUACCAACAGGUGCUAUUGGAUGUCCGACGCUCCCUCCGGCGCUUCCCCCCCGGGAUGCCCCUCAGUGAGCGAGAAGACUUGCAGGAGCAGCUGAUAGACAUUAUUCUGCAGGUUCUGGCCCAGAACCCCCAGUUGCACUACUAUCAGGGCUACCAUGAUAUUGUGGUCACCUUCCUGCUGGUGGUGGGGAGCCGACUGGCCACUGCUCUGGUGGAUAAACUGUCCACUCAUCACCUCAGAGAUUUUAUGGAUCCCACCAUGGAUAAUACCAAGCACAUCCUCAACUACCUGAUGCCAAUCAUAGAGCUGGUGAACCCCUCACUCCAUGACUUCAUGCAGCGGGCGGAGGUGGGCACCAUCUUUGCUCUGAGCUGGCUCAUCACCUGGUUUGGACACGUCCUGUCUGACUUCCGACACGUAGUGAGGCUGUACGACUUCUUCCUGGCAUGUCACCCACUCAUGCCCAUCUACUUUGCUGCUGUGAUUGUGUUGCACAGGGAGGAGGAGGUGCUAGAGUGUGAGUGUGACAUGGCGUCUGUGCAUCACCUCCUAUCCAAGAUUCCCCAGGACCUUCCCUAUGAGAUUCUCAUCAGCCGAGCGGGAGAUCUCUUUGUCCAGUUCCCCCCGUCUGAGCUGUCACGGGAAGCAGCUCUGCAACAUCAGGCUCAGAGGACUGCGGCCUCUACUUUCAAAGACUUUGAAUUGGCCUCUACCCAGCAGCACCCAGACACCGUGCUGCGCCGACGCUUGCGAGACUCCGCCCAUCGGGAUCCUGGCACAAAGGGUGUUCUUACCAAGCCUCGUACCAACCGCUUGAUGAAGCUGGCAGUCAUGGGCCUGACCGUAGCUUUAGGGGCAGCUGCCUUGGCUGUUGUGAAAAGUGCACUGGACUGGGCCCCCAAAUUUGAGCUGCAGAUCUUUCCCUAAGUGACUACACGGGGUGGGGGUACUGUGGGGAGAUGGCACCCAGCUAUGCGCCAAGGAGCUGCAGAACGACCCAGAGCCGGUUCCUGCUCAGCCGUGUUAUGAUUCGCUGUUUGUGGAGUGCACUGGUUAUUUGCCAUCCGCGUGUCUGUGGGAGUUGGCAGCCAAUGGUGACUGGGGGGCGGGACACGUUCUUACUUUGUAUAUACCUUUGUACAGAUAAAUGCCCAACACUGCUGCCCGUGUCUCCUCUCUUACUAAGGGCUGAGUGUGACUGUGAGCCCGCAUUGGUACGAGCGGCAUCAUGUGACUGGGGCCUAUACACUGGCAGCAACCCCCCACCCCCAGAAAUCUGUUGUAUGGUAGGUAUGCCACUGGCUGGCACCCUGCGGAGGUAUAUUAAUGCCACUGGCUUUAAUUUACUGCUUAAUUUACUCCAAUCAAAAUAAUCAUCUGCUUAUUAACUAAGGUGCUGUGUCUCCCAAUGGGGACUGGGUGCACCCCCUGCGCUAAGCACUAAUACCUGCCAUCUGCUGUUGGUGAUAUGAUAGUACUGUACCCCAGCACCAUUACAUUUAGCCCCCCAGAUAUUUCUGACAGCAGUACCAGUACCUACAAUUCACAAAA
Messenger RNA from Xenopus tropicalis (tropical clawed frog), 1871 nucleotides. RefSeq names its product TBC1 domain family member 20 (gene tbc1d20). Gene Ontology annotation, molecular function: GTPase activator activity; GTPase regulator activity; molecular function activator activity. Bases 84 to 1247 code for a protein of 387 amino acids. Lineage: Eukaryota; Metazoa; Chordata; Amphibia; Anura; Pipidae. Gene Ontology annotation, cellular component: membrane. Gene Ontology annotation, biological process: vesicle-mediated transport; Golgi organization; vesicle organization. The transcript is spliced from 8 exons. The record is from RefSeq and is marked provisional.